Molecule: messenger RNA, 1808 nt
Organism: Leptopilina boulardi
Lineage: Eukaryota; Metazoa; Arthropoda; Insecta; Hymenoptera; Figitidae
Gene: Poc1
Product: POC1 centriolar protein homolog A
Exons: 6
Coding region: 299-1675 (458 amino acids)
Biological process (GO): cilium assembly
Cellular component (GO): ciliary basal body; centriole
Molecular function (GO): protein binding
Source: RefSeq, a predicted model, not a curated record
UGUUGCAGAAACAAAAGAAGUGCUUUGACGGUUAUUUCGUUUGUCAACAAAAAAUAUUAUUUUCAUCUAUUAAAUAAUAAUUUUCUCCUUCAUUUUCCUGUUCCAGGUGUUUUUUUGUGAUGUGUACUUUACUAGAGAGUGAUAAUUUUAUUUAAUGAACUUAAAGGUUCAUAAAUUUGAGUAUUUUUUUAUACUCCUACUGUCAAAUAUUCAUUUUGUCAAUAAAACUGUUUUGAAUGACAAAAAUAUAAUUUUAAUACACUUUAAAUAGGAUUUACAUUUUGAAUAGUUUUCAGUAAUGUCGAAAUCAGGGACUUAUGAUCCAUCGGUUGAAAGACACUUUGUUGGACAUAAGGAUCAAAUAUCUGGAUUAUGUUUUCAUCCAGAAACAUCACAUAUUGGAUCCUCGAGUUUGGAUCGUACAUUAAUGGUAUGGAAUUUCACUGAUUCAGUGAGAGCAUAUAAAUUCUCUGCACACAAAGAUGUUGUUUUGGAUGUUGAUUAUGCACCUUCCGGUGAAGUUAUAGCCACAGCAUCCAAGGAUAGAUCUGUAAGAAUAUGGGUACCGAAAAUUCAUGGUGAAUCCUUAGAUUUUCGAGCUCAUUCCGGCGCUGUUCGUUCGGUGAAAUUUAGUUAUGAUGGUGAAAAUCUUGUGACAUCGUCUGAUGAUAAAAGUGUGAAAAUUUGGAAGGUAUGCAGAAGAAGAUUUCUUCAAUCAUUCACGGAUCAUACAAAUUGGGUGAGAUGUGCCAAAUAUUCACAAGAUGGAAGAUUAAUAGUUUCAUGUAGUGAUGAUAAAACUAUUAAAUUAUGGGAUACAGUGAGCGGACAAUGUGUCAGGACUUUUAAUGAAAUAAAAGCAUCUGCGGUUGAUGUUGAAUUUCAUCCAAGUGGAGGAGCAAUUGGAGCGGCUUGCACAAAUGGUUGCGUCAAAUUAUAUGACUUAAGAACAGCUUCUUUACAUCAACAUUACACUAUUCACAAUGGAACAGUUCAUAAAGCAAAAUUUCAUCCAAAUGGAAAUUUUAUGUUAACAGCUUCUGAGGACUCAACUAUGAAGAUUUUGGAUUUACUCGAAGGUCGUCCAAUUUAUACUUUAAAGGGACACGUAGGUGAAAUAACAGCAAUAGCAUUUUCAAAAACUGGUGAAUAUUUCACAUCUGGAGGUGAAGAUCGACAGCUAUUAAUUUGGAAAUCGAAUUUCGACAAAGAAGAUAAAUCGAGAAAAAUUUCUAGACAAUUAAUUUCACCAAAAUUAAAAUUUAACAAUUCAUUGUCUGAUAAUAAGGGAAAUAAUUCGGAGAAAACAGAAUCGAAUGAUGAAGAAGAUGAAGAUGUGAAAGAAAGUGAAGAGGAUUUAAAUGAGUAUUUAUCAAGAUCAAUCAAAAGUUUACAUAAUUCUGAAACUAAAAACAAAGUAUAUACUGAAUGUCCAAUGAGUAUAAUUCAUGAUAAAGCUGAAAUUGAAGUGAUAAAUUUACGAAAUAUUAAAGCACAUGAACAAAAUAUGAAAUUUACAAUGUCAAAUUCAUAUUGUAAUAGAACAAAUGAUAUUUCACAAAGUUCAAGUGGAUUGAUUAUUGAAGCUCUCAGUGAACAAAUUGAAUCAAUACGUAAUACUGUUGUUUUACUUGAGCAACGAUUAAGUGUUGUUGAAGAUGAAUUAAAAAAUUAGAAUAUUUUGAUUAUGAUUUCGUUUUAUGAAAGAAAGUACUUUUUUUUUACUUUUUAUAUACAAAUAUGAUUUUCAUUUGUACUAAAAUAUAUUCUAAACUUUAAAUUUGAGUAAUCUUAGACUUAAAGUAAUU